GUGUUCCUCACCUGUGGAAUUAAUUAUCUCCACAAAAGAUAGAGGAUCGUCCGUCUGGCCUCUCCUCAUUUCUGUGCUAGGCAGCUGUGGCACAACGUUUGCACGGGAUUCUAACGAGGAGCCUCUUGGAGUUGUUUCUCUUUCUGCAAAAUGCCGAGCCAGCUUGAGGGUGCCAUGGGUGCACUAAUCACGGUUUUCUACAACUACUCUGGGAACGACGGAGAUAAACACAAGCUCAACAAAGGAGAGCUCAAGCAGCUCUUGAACAGCGAGCUCACGGACUUCCUCACGUCUCAGAAAGAUCCCAUGCUGGUGGAGAAAAUCAUGAACGACCUGGACUCGAACAAAGACAACGAGGUGGAUUUCAACGAGUUUGUGGUGUUGGUGGCAGCUCUGACCGUGGCCUGCAACGACUUCUUCCAAGAGCAGAACAGGAAUGCUAAAUAGACAUCUGCAGCCAAUCCACUGGAAACCAAAUGUAAAUCUCAAAUCUGUAGCGUAAUCGUUCAUUUCUCCUCUGUUGCAUAGACGAUUCCUCCCGCCCUACCUGCUUAAAAUAGAUAGGCAUAGAGUAGUUGUUACUGCUAAUUAGUCCUAUGACAUUUCCCUUUAAAAACACUGUUGUCAUCUAAAACCGUGUCUGUGUCUCUAUUAGCAUUUUUGUCCCAACAGAUGCCUUUGUCGACGUUCUCCUUCUUCCUCAACAUUAAAUGUCAAAUGUAUAAUAUCUGAUAUUUCCCUGAUGGUUCAUUAGGCAGGAAACAUUUUUCUCCCCUGUCAGUUUAGCUCCUAGCUCCCACGAGAAAUGUUCUCCAACCCCCUGUGCUGUGCCAGGUUAGAGUCAUGGAAAAAGUCUACGAGUUCGCAAUAAACAUGU
Molecule: messenger RNA, 877 nt
Organism: Fundulus heteroclitus (mummichog)
Lineage: Eukaryota; Metazoa; Chordata; Actinopteri; Cyprinodontiformes; Fundulidae
Gene: s100z
Product: S100 calcium binding protein Z
Exons: 3
Coding region: 151-447 (98 amino acids)
Cellular component (GO): cytoplasm
Molecular function (GO): calcium ion binding
Source: RefSeq, a predicted model, not a curated record